UUUUUCUGUGUGGCAUAAAAUGAUUUAGUUUUUUUCUGUUGUUGUGUGAUAAUCAUUUCUCAGAUUAACAGAAUCUGAGAAAAAGGAGAGUCACCGGAACAGUUCCCUGAAAACCUUCACCGUUAACCGGCGAUGGAUUCCGUCGCCCAGCUUACGUUCAUCCUAUUCCUCUCGUUGAUCUCUCACAUAUCUUCGGAGACGAUCAUCAGACUUCCGUCGGAAAACGAAAUCUCCGGCGAGUAUUGCGAUAGCUGGAGGUUAGCGGUGGAGACGAACAACGUCGGGGCGUGGAAUCAGAUUCCGGCGAACUGUGUUGAUUCGGUGGCGGAAUAUAUGGUUGGAGAACGGUACAAGAGGGAUUGCGAAGUGGUGGGGAAAUUCUCGUCGGAGUUUGCGAAGCGCGUGGCGCUUGCCGGUGACGGAAGAGACGCGUGGGUGUUUGAUAUUGAUGAAACGCUUCUUUCUAAUGUGCCUUAUUACAAAGCCGUCGGAUUCGGGUCAGAAAUCUUCAAUGAGACUUCCUUCAAUGAUUGGGUGAAGUUGGCUGAUGCCCCGGCAUUACCUUCCAGUUUGAGUUUGUUUAGAAAGCUACAAGAAUUGGGCUUCAAGAUAUUUCUAUUGACCGGUAGGAGUGAGUUUCAAAGGAAUGUCACAGAGGCUAACCUUCUGUUUGCAGGUUACAGAAAUUGGGAGAGACUCAUCUUAAGAGGCCCUUUUGAUCAAAGGAAAUCAGCAACUAAUUUCAAGUCUGAGAAGAGAGAAGAGUUGGUGAAUGAAGGAUACAGAAUCCAUGGAAGCUCUGGUGAUCAAUGGAGUGAUUUAUGGGGUUAUUCAGUCGCGUCGCGGUCUUUUAAACUACCAAAUCCAAUGUAUUUUAUUCCGUAGUACAAAUAUGGCUUCUCCAUUUUGUAUUCAUUUUUUACGAUUGCACGAGAUCAACCCCAUCUGAUUUGUCUGAUCAAUCAGUUCAAAUUUCAAACUCUGUAUUUCAGAUUUCAAAAUCUGCAUUGCAAUUUGAACAUUCGAGAUUUAGAUAGUCUAAUCCAAAUCAAAUUCAUGUAAUUGAAGUUCUUACAGCAAAAUGGGCAAGAUUGUGAUCUUGGAUA
Messenger RNA from Vicia villosa (hairy vetch), 1106 nucleotides. Its product is annotated as acid phosphatase 1. The record is from RefSeq and is a predicted model, not a curated record. Bases 133 to 885 code for a protein of 250 amino acids. The transcript is spliced from 3 exons. NCBI's taxonomy places the organism in Eukaryota, Viridiplantae, Streptophyta, Magnoliopsida, Fabales, Fabaceae. Gene Ontology annotation, molecular function: acid phosphatase activity.